GGACGGAGGAGGAAGUGGGACCACAACAGCGCUUUGGACACGUGUGAGCAGCGCUAUGGAGGAGACGAGUCGGGAGGCGGUGGCCACGGCGGUGCAGCGGGUGGCCGGCAUGCUGCAGAGGUCCGACCAGCUGGACAAAGUGGAGCAGUACCGGAGGAGGGAGGCUCGCAAGAAGGCCUCUGUGGAAGCCAGGCUGAAGGCAGCCAUCCAGUCCCAGCUGGACGGUGUCCGCACUGGACUGACCCAGCUGCACAGCGCCCUGCUGGACGUCAAAGACAUCCAGAGCUCACUGGCCGACGUGAGCAAAGACUGGAGGCAGAGCAUCAACACCAUAGAGAACCUGAAAGAUGUCAAGGAUGCCGUAGUUCAGCACAGCCAGCUUGCCUCUGCUGUGGAAAACCUCAAAAACAUUUUCUCUGUCCCAGAGAUCGUGGCAGAGACGCAGCAGCUGAUCGAGCAGGCAGAGCUGCUGCAGGCCCACAGGAAGCUGAUGGAGCUGGAGUGUUCCCGGGACGACCUCAUGUACGAGCAGUACCGUAUGGACAGCAAGAACACCAGCGACAUGAACCUCAUCUCCAUCUACUUUGAAGAUGUUCAGGGCUUGUCGGAUGAGCUGGCCAAGCAGCUAUGGAUGGUACUGCAGAGGUCCAUGGUGACGGUUCGUCGUGACCCAACCAUGCUGGUGUCGGUAGUUCGCAUCAUCGAGCGAGAAGAGAAGAUCGAUCGGCGUAUGGUUGACCGAAAGAAACAGACGGGCUUCAUUCCACCUGGGCGACCCAAACGGUGGAAGGACAAGAUGUUUGAGGUGUUGGAGGGUACCGUCAGCACUCGCAUCGAAGGCACCCAGGCCGUGACGAGAGAGACCGAUAAGAUGUGGCUCGUCCGUCUUCUGGAAAUAACGAGGAAAUACGUUCUGGAUGACCUGAUUGUCGUCAAGAACCUCAUGGUGCAGUGCUUCCCUCCUCACUACAACACGUUCAACAGGUUCUUCUGUCUGUACCACAACGCUGUGUCCACUCGUGUCAAAGAACUGGCCUCUGAGGACUUGGAGGCCAAUGAGAUCGUGUCCCUGCUCACCUGGGUCCUCAACACAUACAAGAGUGUGGAGAUGAUGGGCCAUCCAGAACUCUGCUCAGAAUGUGACAUCAACCAGCUGGAGCCUCUGCUGCCUCAGGACGUCGUGGAUGACCUGCUCAGUAAAUAUGUGAAGACCUUUACAUCUAAUAUCACAGGUUGGCUGCGGAAGGCUCUUGAAACAGAUAAAAAGGAUUGGCAGAAGGAAACAGAACCUGAGGCUGACCAGGACGGAUACUACCAGACCACACUGCCUGCCAUCGUCUUCCAGAUGUUUGAGCAGAAUCUGCAAGUUGCUGCACAGAUUGAUGGGGAUUUCAGAGAACAGGUUCUGAAGCUUUGCCUGAAACAAAUGAACACUUUCCUUAUCAGGUACAGGGAGGAGGUGGUGACCUACAAAGAGGAGCACCUCAGAGACAGACAGCUGCCUCAGUGCUACGUACAGUACAUGAUCGCCAUCAUCAACAACUGCCAGACGUUCAAUGAGUCCAUCAACAGCUUGAAGAGGAAGUACUCUCAGUCCUCAGAACCCACCGAGAGCGACGCUGCCAUUGAAAGAACCCUGAAUGAGGUGGCCAAGGAGGGCUGCCAGUUCCUGCUGGAUGAAGUCUUCCUCGACCUGGAGCAUCACCUGAACGAGCUGCUGACCAGGAAGUGGCUGACGGGCUCUCAUGCUGUGGACACCAUCUGUGUGACGGUGGAGGACUACUUCAAUGACUUCAACAAGAUCAAGAAACCCUUCAAUCAGGAGAUGACGAGCGAGGCUCUGCGCCGGGUGGUGGUGGAGUACAUCAAAGCAGUGAUGCAGAAGAGGAUCACCUUUAAGAACGCUGAUGAGAGGAGGGAGGGAGCUGAGAGGAUGAUCAAAGAAGCUGAUCAGUUCAAGUUCCUCUUCAGGAAACUGGCUGCAGGUGAAGACACAGACUGGCUCUGUGGAGCCAUCGCUGCCAUCGCUGAAGUGUUUAAGCUCACCGACCCCACCCUGCUGUUCCUGGAGGUGACCACGCUGGUUUCCAAGUAUCCUGACAUCAGGGAGGAGCACAUCCAGGCGCUGCUGGCCGUGCGUGGUGAUGCCAGCAGGGAGAUGCGGCAGAUGAUCAUCGGCACGCUCUCUGAGAACAAAGUCUCCUACUCCAGCAUCGCACAUCCCAUCUUUAAAGACAUCACCGUGCCCACCAUCACCAUGACGACCAUGACCUCCAUGGCAACGGCAAAGCUGCUCAAAUAAAGCCAGUCGUCAUGACACUGUUUGUAGCUUCAGUACCUUCUGCCACCGUAGCGUAACUAAACUUCUGUUCUGAGACGCUCUGUUUAUGUUUCACUGUUUAAUGCCAGCUGCUGUGUUCUUGUCCCACCUUUUAUCUGCUGUCUUCUCCAACAAAACAAUAAAAUUAAGAUGGUAAAAAUGG
Molecule: messenger RNA, 2483 nt
Organism: Stegastes partitus (bicolor damselfish)
Lineage: Eukaryota; Metazoa; Chordata; Actinopteri; Pomacentridae
Gene: exoc3
Product: exocyst complex component 3
Exons: 16
Coding region: 56-2302 (748 amino acids)
Biological process (GO): exocytosis; exocyst localization
Cellular component (GO): exocyst
Molecular function (GO): SNARE binding
Source: RefSeq, a predicted model, not a curated record